UCGCCCGGCAGCGGUUGAGGAAGGAGUAGAAGCAAGAGGAGGAAGCGGUCGGUGGCCCCGCAGGAACGAGCAGGCGAUGCAGGGCCCUCGGUUGCUGCUCGGCAGUGCGCGCCGCUGGAUCCUCGGGUCCACGGAAGCUGCGCUGUGGGGUUUGCAGUCAAUGAAAGGAAAUUGCAACAAGUUUUGUACUACUGUUUUUAAAGGUGUCACUUAUAAGGAACUUAAAAACCUCUUGAAGUCCAAAAAAGUUAUGUUAAUUGAUGUUAGAGAACCAUGGGAAAUUCUUGAGUAUGGAAAAAUCCCCGGGUCUGUCAAUAUACCAUUGGAUGAGGUAGGUGAGGCUCUACAGAUGAACUCAAAAGACUUCAGAGAGAAGUACAAUGAAGUAAAGCCAGCCAAAUUUGACAGUCUAGUGUUUUCUUGUUUAGCUGGAGUGAGAAGCAAGAAGGCUGUGGACACGGCAAUAUCUCUGGGCUUUAAUAGUGUUCAACACUAUGCUGGAGGAUGGAAAGAAUGGGCAACCUACGAAUAUUCUGAGAAGAAAAAAGAAAACUGAAUUUUGGAAUACAAACCGGCACUUACCUUGUGUACAUGCAGCCUCACAUAGUGCAAUAAGCAAAAGAAUAAAAACGGAGCUCUGGCACCACUGGCUAAUGGGAAGGGGAUUUUUGUGUAAGUCAAUUAUUUGUUGAAUCUUUCUCAACUGUAAAUUGAGAAUACGACUUCUCCGUCUAGUUCCCAAGGCUACUGAGGAGUGAGAUAAUUUAAGUGACUUGCCAUGAAAUAUAAGGGUUGGGAUUCUAGGAAUUGAUUUUUAAAUAGUUUAGUAUAGUUCAAUAGUAUUCCAAAGGACCAAGUUACUUGUGUUAGUACACCUUCUGUGUGUCAGAGGCUAGGAGCUAGACCAGUACACUAACAGAGUAAAACACCAAAAGUCUGGGAUCCUUCUAAGGAGGUGAAAUAUGAACAAUGAAAAUACAUUAACAGCAUCCAAAGACUAUGGCAGCGUUGUGACCAGCAUGGUAGUGAUACAAUUUUCAACUUAAAAAUUAGUAUGAUCUACAGGGACUGAAAUCAGAACAGUGGUUGCUUCUGUGGAGGAAAGAUUAACUGGAGAAGGCAAGGAAGGAAAUUCUAGGGUGAUAGAAAUGCCCUGUAUCUUGAGGUGUUGGUGCAUAGGUAUAUGCAUUUACCAAAACGCAAUGAAGUGAACAUUUGAAAAUACAUAUUUUCAACUGAGCAUUGCUAGAUGGGAAGGAGCGGUGAGGAUAAGGGGGAAGGUGAGGGGAUUAGAAAGCACAAUUGGUAACUAGAUUACCAGGGAUAUGAAAGUCAAUUUGGGAAAUGUAAUCAAUAAUGUUGUAA
Molecule: messenger RNA, 1365 nt
Organism: Rhinolophus ferrumequinum (greater horseshoe bat)
Lineage: Eukaryota; Metazoa; Chordata; Mammalia; Chiroptera; Rhinolophidae
Gene: TSTD3
Product: thiosulfate sulfurtransferase like domain containing 3
Exons: 4
Coding region: 77-556 (159 amino acids)
Cellular component (GO): mitochondrion
Molecular function (GO): thiosulfate-cyanide sulfurtransferase activity
Source: RefSeq, a predicted model, not a curated record